AAUUAGAGCCAAAUUAGUCCAAAAAAGGCUAGCUUGUUGCUCAAUAACUAGCUGAACUCCUAAAUAGCCAAAAUUCCUCAGUGACUAAAUUAGUCAAAAAAAUUAGUUAUUAAUGUUGCUAAAACAAUAGCUCACCUCUAAUUUUUUGAAAAUUGCUAUUUUGUUUUUCUUCAGCCAGAGAGCCACCAUGGAGAGUUAAAAGAGCCACAUGUGGCUCUGGAGCCGCAGGUUGCUGACCUCUGAUCUAAUAGAAUUGAACCCUGUUGCUGUAACACUGAGCUGUUUUAUUUUUUUCUCAUUUUGCAUUUGUAUUUUUGUUUCAAUUAUUAUUUUUUUAAUCUAAAUUAGUAUUUAAGUAAUAAUAUGAAGGCAUCUUUUGAUACUGGAGGACUAUGGGGUCAAAACAGAAUCACUUUGUAGACGCGCCGUUGAUAUCUGAAAAACACACGCUCUUUGAAACACACGCUCUUCGAUGUACUUUAACUGCUCAACUAUCCGUGCGAUUGUGUGAAUCCGCUGAUUCAGACGUUACUAUGUGUCACACAAUGGUGCAAAGCAAGUUUUUUUCCGCUUCAGAAUCGACUGGAAUUAUAUUAAUUUUGUAAACAGUUAAAGAGCUACGAAUGUAAUGUAAACACUGCAGCUAAAGCUUUGGCGUUAAAGGGUUAAAGUGAAAUAAAAUCUAGCUUAUAAAUUAAAAAAAUAAUGUUUUUACAAUAGAGUAUUAAGACAAGAGGAUAAAAUGUUUUUUAAAUUAUGACUUUAAAGUCUUAAAUUUAUGAGGAAGAAAGUUAUAACUGUUAAAUUUCGUAAAUAAAGUCGUUUGUUUGUGACUUUAAAAGUCAUAGGGUAAAUUUGUGACUUUUUUCUUGUUAAUGUACACGUUUUAAAGUCGUAAAUGUAUUAUUAUAAAAGUUGUAAAUCUAGGACUUUAAAACAGGUAAAUACACGAGAAAAAAAGGGUCAUGAAUUUAUGACUUUGCAUUUUGUAUUAUAACUUUUUAUUUUGGUGGUCCUAAUACUCUGUAAGUUUUCACUGUAUCAAAGGGAAUAUAAAUUAGGAAAAAAACUUGAAUGUAAAAAUAUGUCAAACCUAAGACUUUAACUGAUGAAAACAUGUUUAUUUGAAAAAGGUGCUGUUUUGUAUUUUCAUUUUUUUGUUGCUCUUCUUCACUUUCUUAAAAUACAGAUUUAUUUUGGAGUUUAGUCAAAUUUUACAUGCGGGCGGGACUUUGAACCCAUUGGGUCAAGUUAUAUUUAAACAUAGGACCCCUUUAUUUUGCAGCACCUUCAAAAUUCUUGCAUCCAUUGAACUUUUUAGAGUUUCUGCUUGAAUUUCUUUGCUCAGAAUAGCCUCCCAGAACCGCUGUCUGGAUGUGAACUGGCUCCACCCCCUUUGCUUGUGGAUGCUUCAAAGGUUCUCAAGAUCUUCUGAGUCAUCAAUUUACGCCCCCACAGCAGAAAAGUGGUCAGUUAGAAAAUCCAAAGACUAUUUUGAGGUCGUUUUCACACCUUCAGGGACCAUAAACAGGCCAACCAGCCCAAACCAUGACUCUACCACCUCCGUGCUGACGUCACAGCCUUGUUGGGACAUGGUGGGCAUCCACCAACACCCACUACUCCAUCCAUCUGGACCAUCCAGGGUUGACUAAUCAUCAGUGAACCAGACUGUUUAAAAAUGAGUUUUCACUGCAGCGGUUUCUGCUCGUGAGUGUUGUUUAAGGGGAGUCCAAUAGAAGAUUUACAUCUGGAGGAUCCUACGCUUUGAUGAUGGUGGACUCCAGAGACUCCAGCAUGCUGCUGUAAUCUGAUGGAUUUGUCUGGCAGAAACCUUCCUCCAUCUGCCUUUAUAUGCACCAGCCUGUGUGUCUGAAUCAGCCAGUAUGAUGACCUUACAUUUUUGUGAAAUAUCCAAAGUUUAACCAUUUCGGGCUUUUCCAUAACAGAUAGAUCCUUUUUCUUUCUCAUAGUGUUUGAAAGAGUUACUUAAGAAUGUGAAGCGUCUUUCUUUAGUAGUUUUUCCUUUAACUGAACUCACCUGGUCAUCUAAUUAUCACAGGUGUCUUAGAUUAAUGUCAGUCAUCCAAAGAGUCCUGAGACACAAUAUCAUCUGUGAGUUUAACUGAAAAACUAACCAUUUUAGCGUAAUGAGACUUAAAAACACUUUGUAGGGGUGGCAUCCGUAAAUACUGGGUUGCUAAGCAACUUUUAAAAUGCACUUUUGGUUGGAGAAAGAAAUGCGUACUCACUCAUCAACGUGAGACCUGAGGAAACUUGUUGCUCUGGAUGAACAGCUUUACAGAGACUGUAGUUUUAAACUGAAAUGUGUUUAUUCUGUGUGAAAAAAUACAAAGAUUCUGUUUAUCACAUUUCUGUGUUACUAGAAUGUGUCCUGCAGAUUUUUCUUUUAGGGUUUUCUUUAGCAGAUUCAAGGUUUUCUUUCACUACUUUCAGUUUCUAUCUUCUAAUCUUGUUAAUUGACGGCAGCCGCCAGUCUGCCGGUGGAUCCUCCUCAGUGUUUACCCGGGGCUGGGUUGUUGACUCUGCCACCGAGUGUGUGCAUCCUGGUCACAAGGCCUCCAGUCUGCACGCACAAACACUCAGUUAUGACUACUUCACGCUUCAAGCUUCUGCAUAGAUGCUCAUAACUGCUGCUACAAUGACUUAAGCUGCAUACGAGAUCCAGUUGCUGGAGGUGACGAGUUCCUCCGACCAACUAUGGACCCCAAACCCAGAAAGGGGAAGAAGAAGCUGUUUGGGCUGAAGAAGAAGAAGAAGGCCGAUGCAGACCUGGUGCUGGUGAAUGAAGGAGCAGUGGAAAAUGCAGGGAAAGAUCCGUCUGACGGUUCUGUGCUGCAGCUGGAAGAAAACACUGAGGAGCAACCGCCAGUCAGAACCAGAACAAUCCCAAACGACAAAAGGGCAAAGCUGAACACUCACAUCCAGGACAGCGAGGGAAAGCCGCAGAGCUUCCAGAUCGCCGUCAACAUCACAGAAGCCAGACAGCUGGUGGGGGAGAACAUCGACCCCAGUGUGGUGAUCGAGAUCGGAGACGAGAAGAAGCAAACGUCGGUCAAAGAAGGAACCAACGCUCCUUUUUAUAAUGAGUACUUCCUGUUUGACUUCUUCGCCCAUAAGGAGAUCUUCUUCGACAAAGUCAUCAAGCUGACGGUGGUUCACUCAAAGAUGCUGAGGACUUCCUGUGUUGGCUCCUUCAAGCUGGACGUGUGGACGGUCUACAAACAGCCAGGUCAUCAGUUCAUCAACAAGUGGGCGAUGCUCACCAACCCCGGGGAUGUCAGCACUGGGGUCAAAGGUUAUGUCAAGUGUGACAUCAGUGUCUCUGCAAAGGGGGACAGCAUACAGCCCGGGUCCAAAGCAAGUGACGCUGAAGAGCAGAUAGACAAGAAUCUGCUGAUUCCAGAAGGGUUUCCUUCAGAACGACCGCUGGCUCGCUUCUGCGUGAAGGUUUACCGAGCCGAGGGUCUCCCGCGGAACAACUCCAGCAUCAUGGCCAACGUGACCAAGGCCUUCAUCGGAGACAACACGGCGCUCAUAGACCCAUAUGUCGUGGUCAGCUUCUUCAAACAAGUGGGCCGCACGUCCACUCAGAGGUCCACGGCAGACCCAGUGUGGAACGAGCAGAUCGUCUUCACUGAGAUGUUUCCUCCUCUGUGUCAGAGGCUGAAGAUCCAGGUCUGGGAUGAAGGAAGCAUGAGUGAUGUUGCCAUAGGAACUCAUUACUUUGACCUGAGGCGCAUCUCUAACGAGCAGGAUGGAGACAAAGGCUUUUUACCAACAUUUGGACCCGCUUGGAUCAACCUGUACGGCUCUGCCAGGAACUUCUCUCUGGGUGACGACACAGGAGAGCUGAACGAGGGGAUCGGAGAAGGCGUUUCUUACAGAGGUCGGGUCUACCUGGAGCUGGUGGUAGAGAUCCUGUCAGGUGGACCGACGGAGUCUAAGCUCAGCGGAAUCAUGAAAGCCAUGAAGGACCCCAAAGGAGGUAAAGGAGGAGGGAAAGAUGGGAAGACUCCUGCAGGAGGAGGAGGAGGAGGUGCAGCGGGAGGAGCAGCGGAUGAAGCUAAAGCUGCAGCAGCCGAGGUUCUGCCCACGGAACCGCCUCCGGAAAUCUCCGAUGAGGACAGCUUCCUGCUGUUCGGCGCUCUCUUAGAAGCCACCAUGAUUGACAGGAAGAUCGGAGACAAGCCCAUCACCUUUGAGUUCUCUUUGGGUAACUAUGGAAACGUCCUGGAGCCUGCAGCUCAGCAGGCCGCUUCCAGUCCGGCCGUCUCUCACCGGAGAAGAGCGCUGGACUUCCCAGAUGCCGGCGACACGCUCAUGCCCCCCUCUAUGAGCUCCUCCCCCAGCUGCCCCUCCUCACCCCUCCUACCCAGAGACUCCUCCAGCCACAACGCCAGCUCCAAGUCCACCACGCCUCCGGAACGCCCCGUCAUCGUCGAUGGAAACAAGUACUACAUGUAUUUGCCUCUGGAGCAGCAGAAGCCGUGUGUUCAUGUUCUGAGCUACUGGGAGGACAAAACCUAUCGACUGCACAACUCCAACAUGCUGGAAAACAUGGCCGUUCUGUUUGAGGAAGGCGUUUCCACGGCGGCGCAGGCCUACAAAAAGUCUGACGUGGCGGCGGAGUCCAUCCUCAGAACGGCGCUCACAGAUUUCUGCUGGGAUGCCAGGAGUUUCAUCGCUUUGGCAGAAACCAAACUGAAGGCAGAGAUGAAGUCCAGCAAACUGACGCAGCUGGACAAGAAACGUCUGACCAUGUGCAAACAGGAGCUGGAGAGUAUGGUCGGAGAGGCGGAGUCCCUGGAUGACCGGAGGAGGAAAGCCGGAGGAAUGAAAGAGAAGCUGCAGGAUGCGACUAAACUGACUCAGAAGUUACGUUUUCUCGUUGAGGAGCCUCAGCACACGGUCCCAGACCUCUUCGUUUGGUUGCUAAGCAACAACAAGCGCGUGGCGUACGCCCGCGUUCGAACAAGAGACCUGCUGUUCUCUAGCAACCGAGAGGCACGAGGAAUCCUCUGUGGGAAGAUCCUGACUCUCUUCCUGAAGCCUCCAGGGAAACGCACCAUCGGGUUGACGGUCCAGGCCAAGCUGGAUGUGUUCCUUUGGUUCGGGUCCUGUUCGGACUCCGCCCACAUGCUGGACGACCUCCCGGCGGGGUUCAGACCAGCCUCGGCGGAGGAGAGCGGCCUGCCGUCGUACCUGGCUAGUACAGAGAAACACGAGUUCCAGCUGAGGUGUCACAUGUACCAGGCCCGCGGCCUGAUCGCUGCAGACAACACGGGUCUGUCGGACCCUUUCGCCCGGGUCACCUUCCUCUCCAACAGUCAAACCACCAACAUCAUCAACCAGACCCUCAGCCCCACGUGGAACCAGUGUUUGCAGAUGAUGAACCUGCAGGUGGGCGGAGACCUGCGGCUCAUCAGGGAGGAGCCUCCGCGGGUCGUCGUGGAGGUUUACGACGACGAUGCUCUGGGGAAGGCCGAGUAUCUCGGGUCCACCGUGGCGGUUCCGGAGGUCCAGCUGUCCUCGGAACCGUACUCUCCUCCCACGCUGCAGUACAGCCCUCUGCACUGCGGCAGCCUGUCAGGAGGAGACCUGCUGGCUGCUUUCGAGCUGCUGCAGAUCUCAGAGUCUGGACAGCAGAACAUUCCAGCUUUAGAGGAGAGGGAAGGAGGGAUCUUCCCGGUUCCGGCCAACAUCAGACCCGUCCUCAGCACCUACAGGCUGGAGGUGCUGUUUUGGGGUCUGAGGGAGCUGAAGAAGGUGCAGCUCCUGUCAGUAGAUCGUCCACAGGUGUUCAUCGAGUGCGCGGGCAAAACGCUGCGAUCUUCUGUCAUUCAGAAAUACAAGUCCAACCCAAACUUCACCACGCUGGUGGACGCCAUGGAGCUGGAGCUGCCGGAGAACGAACACCUCCAUCCUCCUCUCAGCAUCACCGUGGUGGACUGGCGAGCGUUUGGCCGCAGCACUCUCGUUGGAAACCACAUCAUCAACAACCUGAAAGCCUUCAAAUACACUCCGCCCCCGGUCGCCCCGUCCUCCAUGAGGACGCACCAACCCCCCGAGGUCCCACAAGGAGCUGGACCCAGCUCCAUGCCGGAGACGCUGCUCCACGAAGGACUGUCCGAGUUUGAUGGAGAAACCAGUUCAGUCACGACGCUAACCAACCAGGAUUUCCUCGUCACUGUGGAGAGUGAAGCCCCGCCCCCACCGCCAGAGGAGCCCAGGAAGAAAAGGGAGAGCAGCAGGAAGAGCAUCCAUCGCUCCACCAAGCGGCGCAAACGGACCAUCGCAGACGAAUCUGCAGAGAACGUCAUCGACUGGUGGUCCAAGUACUACGCCUCUGUGGAGAAGGAGGAGAAGACCAAGGACGAAUCGCCUUUCCCGGGCAUCUUUGAGAAAUCUUCGCCGUACUGCAGCUUGCUCAGCGAUGGAGUGGACUCUCUGGUCAGCAGCCAGGAUGGAGACAAGAAAAAACACCAGAAAGGAAAAGUGGAGCCCGGUUCUGGUCUGUGUGCUAAACUGGCCACGCUUAAGCUCUACAACAGGGAGCUGGAGGCCGACUUCGGGCAGUUUGAUGACUGGGUGAACACAUACGAGCUUUUCCGCGGGAAAGCCAACGAGGAAGAGGGAUCGUCCGACGAGAGGUUUGUCGGGAAGUUUAAGGCUCGGUUCUGCCUCUACAAGCUCACUGAGGAGGCGGAGGAGUGGGGUGAGGGGUCAGACGCAGGGUUCUUCAGAGUCAGCAGAGGAAUCCCAGCCAACAGUCCGGUCCAAGUCCUCAUACGGGUCUACAUCGUCUCGGCUUCGAACCUUCACCCGGCCGACCCAGACGGGAAGGCAGACCCUUACAUCGUCCUCCGUCUCGGCAAAAACGAAAUCAAAGACCGAGACAACUACAUUCCCAAACAGCUGAACCCGGUUUUUGGAAGGUCUUUUGAGAUGCAGGCCACGUUUCCUCAGGAGUCUCUGCUGUCGGUGGUGAUCUACGACUUUGACCUGGUGGGAGGCGACGACCUGAUCGGCGAAACUCGCAUCGACUUGGAGAAUCGCUUUUACAGCCGACACAGAGCCACCUGUGGACUCCCCACAGAGUACAGCCUAGAGGGCUACAACGCCUGGAGGGACAGCCUGAAGCCGUCAGAGCUGCUGUCAAAGAUGUGCAGGGAGAACGGUCUGGAGGCUCCUCACUUCAGUCCUGGACGGAUCACGGUGGCCGACAAAGUCUUUACCGGAAAAACGCUCUACAUGCAUGAAGCCGGUGGAGUCCUACGAACACCUGUCUCUGAAGAUUCUGCACCGCUGGUCAGAAAUCCCAGCUGUGGGCUGCAAACUGGUACCAGAACACAUCGAGACCAGAACUCUAUUCAACAAGGCCCGGCCCGGCAUGGAUCAGGGUCAGGUCCAGAUGUGGGUCGACAUGUUCCCCAUGGACCUGCCACAUCCAGGACCUCCAGUCGACAUUUCUCCUCGGAAACCAAAAGGGUACGAGCUGCGCAUCGUCAUCUGGAACACGGAGGACGUGAUCCUGGAGGACAGCAACUUCCUGACGGUUGGCUGAAAGGUUUGGAGGACGACCGCCAGGAGACGGACGUCCACUACAACUCUCUGACCGGAGAAGGAAACUUCAACUGGCGCUUCGUGUUCCCCUUCAGCUACAUGCCUGCAGAGAAGGUCAUAGUGGUGAGGAAGAGGGAGAACAUCUUCUCUCUGGAUAAGACCGAGCAGAAGCUCCCCGCCAUCCUCAUCCUGCAGGUCUGGGACUUCGAGACGCUGUCGUCAGACGACUUCCUCGGAACGCUGGAGCUGGACCUCCACGGAUUUCCUCACGGAGCGAAAACGGCAAAGGCGUGUAAGGCGGAGAUGCUGGCGGAGAGGACGGAGAGAAUCUCCAUCUUUCAGCAGAAGAGAGCUAGAGGCUGGUGGCCUUUCAGCAAGUCUGGAGAGCUCACGGGGAAAGUGGAGGCGGAGUUUCACCUGGUGACAGCUGAGGAAGCUGAGAAGAAUCCAGUUGGCAAAGCGAGGAAGGAGCCGGAGCCGCUUCCAAAGCCAAACCGUCCGGACACAUCCUUCUCCUGGUUCAUGAAUCCAUUCAAGUGUUUCUUCCACCUGGUGUGGCGGAACUACAAGAAGUACAUCAUCACGGCCCUUAUCCUCUUCAUCCUGGCGCUCUUCCUCGCCCUGCUCUUUUACACUCUGCCGGGGGCGAUCUCUCAGAAGAUAAUGAACGGAUGACGGAGACAAUAAAAGCACCGACUCAGCUGGGAAUCGCAGCACCAAAAGGAACCAAUGAAAUCUACUUCUGACAGAAACAUUAAUUACAUUAUUAACCGACAAACGUUUCUUCAAGCUGGCAUAAUUGCAUUUCAGUCAAGAAACAUUUUCAGAUUUGACUGAACUUUGUGUCUCCCGAUUUUAAAUAAAGUUCCUUUGGAUUUUUCUGAA
Oryzias melastigma (Indian medaka) is the source of this 8469-nucleotide messenger RNA. RefSeq names its product fer-1 like family member 6 (gene fer1l6). Bases 2719 to 8259 code for a protein of 1846 amino acids. NCBI's taxonomy places the organism in Eukaryota, Metazoa, Chordata, Actinopteri, Beloniformes, Adrianichthyidae. The record is from RefSeq and is a predicted model, not a curated record. Gene Ontology annotation, cellular component: membrane. Gene Ontology annotation, biological process: plasma membrane organization. The transcript has 46 exons.